GAGUUUGUCUGUCCCGUCUCCAAACAGCCAUCGUUGCGUUGCACUGUGCACAAUCAAGCGAAUGAUAAUCUUGCUUAAGUAGAACGAUGGUCAGAAGCGCAACUGAACCUUACCAUGUGUACUGUGUACGUGCAUCCAGUAUAUUAACUUUACCAGUAUUUUUUCCACUGCUUCUCUGCGUGGAUGCUUUGAAACAUGCAACGUCCAGCAUCCUCAUACAUAUACAUACCUCAUGCCAGCCGAAGUGUUCCUCCAUCAUCUCCAUCUCCACUACCUUCUUCCUCAUCAACCAACACUUCCAAAAAAUUCGUAAUGUCUUGGCCUUGGUCCCGUACAUUCCGCUCCCAUUCUGAGUGGAACGGUCAAUCCCCCUACCGCGCCGACUGCCGCAUCAUGGACAACCGAGACUUCAACUCGACCCGCGGUCUCCUCAACAUG
Molecule: messenger RNA, 438 nt
Organism: Macroventuria anomochaeta
Lineage: Eukaryota; Fungi; Ascomycota; Dothideomycetes; Pleosporales; Didymellaceae
Exons: 1
Coding region: 87-353 (88 amino acids)
Source: RefSeq, a predicted model, not a curated record